Metschnikowia bicuspidata var. bicuspidata NRRL YB-4993 is the source of this 1218-nucleotide messenger RNA. It is a transcript of the gene RAD14, whose product is annotated as Rad14p. Gene Ontology annotation, cellular component: nucleotide-excision repair factor 1 complex. Gene Ontology annotation, molecular function: damaged DNA binding. The transcript has 3 exons. The record is from RefSeq and is a predicted model, not a curated record. Gene Ontology annotation, biological process: nucleotide-excision repair involved in interstrand cross-link repair; base-excision repair; nucleotide-excision repair, DNA damage recognition. Lineage: Eukaryota; Fungi; Ascomycota; Pichiomycetes; Serinales; Metschnikowiaceae. The coding region runs from base 1 to 1218 and encodes 405 amino acids.
AUGGCGGGACUCACGGACGAACAACGAAAGCGCAUAGACGAAAACCGGCGGAAGGCGCUCGAAAGGCUCCAGCAGCGAAAAGCGGGCACCUUGGGGGCCCGGGGAUCUCCCGCGCCAAGUGCCAAGACCAGCUCCAUGUCUAAUUCGGCACAACACAAUUCAUCGAGCGGCGCUCAGGACGCCAUGUCUAGAAGUGGGCAAGACGCCAUAGUUGGUAGUGGGCAACAGGCCAUAGCGAGAGGGGCACACGACGCCAUGCAGGCCGCCACAGGCCCCGGCCAGCAACACGUAAGUAUUCCCGAGCUCCCGAGGGUGGAGCUCACGCGGGAACAAAAGGCGCGGAUCGAGCAGAACCGAGAACGGGCGUUACAGAUCCAGAAGGAACAGCUGCGGACGUUGCGCGACGCGUCCGGCCCAUUGGGGCCCGUGGCCGUGGUCACGCAGCAGGACCGCAAGCGGCUCAAGCCCGAGUUCAACCCGCCGGCGAUCCAGAAAAAGGACUACAUCGAGUACGACUUCGCCACCAUGAAGGACAGCCGCGGCGGGUUCUUGGACGAGAGCCAGAAGCACGGGCUUAAAGGCCCUGACGAGGAGCCGCAGAGCUUGAAGGACUGGAAGGAGAAACAGAAGCAGGACCUCGCCGUCAAGGACUUGGCGCCGCCGCUCGACUUGUCGUCUGCGCCGCGGUGCGUCGAGUGCGAGUCCUUGGAAAUCGACGCCAAUCUCAAGACCAACUUCAACGUGCGCGUGUGUCGGCGGUGCAUGCGCGAGAAGCCGGACAAGUACGCGCUUUUGACCAAGACCGAGUGCCGCGAGGACUACCUCCUCACGGAGCCCGAGCUCCAGGACACGGGGCUCUUGCGGCGCAUCGAGAAGCCGAACCCGCACGGCUUUCUGCGCAUGCAGCUUUUCCUCCGGCUCCAGGUGGAGGAGUACGCGUGGAAGAAGUGGGGGUCUGCGGAGGGCUUGGACGCCGAGUGGGAGCGGCGGGAGAAGGCCCGCUUGGACCGCCGCGAGAAGCGCUACCAGGCCAAGAUGCGGGAGAUGAGGAAGAAGACGCGUGCCGAGGAGUACACGCGCAAGCUCCGCAACGGGCAGGGCUUGGGCGACCGGCACACGCACGACUGGUCGGCGCCGCUCGCGGUUGGCGGGAACGACCGCCUCGUGCGGCGCCGGUGUGUUGACUGUGGCAUCGAGACCGAGGAGAUCAUCAUCUGA